GGGGGCGUGUCAGCUGUCACGGGCCACGUGACCCGGAAUAUGUUGGGCUUUAAUUCCUGCGUUGGGCUGCUCUCAGCUGCUGAACCUCUGCGUUGCGCAGUGCGAACCCUCCGUCCGCCCCGUCACCAGCCCGCCGCCUCCGCCGCAGGUGGACUCUCCUCAGCGCACCAUGUCGGCAGACCAAGCUUUCGUGACACUUGCCACAAAUGACAGCUACGCCAAGGGAGCGAUGGUUCUCGGCCAGUCGUUACUAAACCACAAAACUACUAGGAAACUGGUCGUGCUCGUGGGACCUCAUGUCGCCGAACCUUGCAGAGACGCCCUUGGCUCCAUUUUCAAUGAGGUGCAAGUGGUGGACGUCAUGGACUCGGGGGAUGCGGCUCAUCUGUCUCUGAUGAAGCGUCCAGACCUGGGAGUAACAUUCACCAAGCUGCACUGCUGGAGUCUCACACAGUACAGCAAGUGUGUGUUCAUGGACGCCGACACACUGGUGCUGUCAAAUAUAGAUGAACUCUUUGAGCGAGAGGAGCUAUCUGCUGCGCCGGAUCCUGGUUGGCCAGACUGCUUCAACUCCGGCGUGUUCGUCUUCAGGCCGUCCAAUGAGACUCACCAGAAGCUGCUCGCGUUCUGCAGUGAGAACGGCAGCUUUGACGGUGGAGAUCAGGGGGUUCUCAACACUUUCUUUAGCACCUGGGCAACAGCAGAUAUAUCCAAACACCUCCCCUUCAUCUACAACCUCAGCAGUAUCGCCAUCUACUCCUACCUGCCAGCAUUCAAACAGUACGGCCGUGACGCCAAGGUGGUGCAUUUCCUCGGAAAGAUGAAGCCGUGGAACUACUCCUACGAAGCUCAGACGGGCGAGGUCAAGGGUCACUGCCUGUCCCCCGACCAGUGCCAUCUGCAUCCCGACUACUUGCUGAUGUGGUGGCGGCUGUACGCCGCGUCGGUGCAGCCUCUGCUGCAGCAGACGUACGGGGACGCUCCAUUCGACAGCGGCUUCGUAGACGCCAGCGCGGAGCAGGGUAAGCUCCACGAGGAUUCAGGGGAGAACCAGGUCCCCUUUGCUCCACCCCCCCAGAAGCUCUCAUCAGAGGAGAGAAAGCAGCGCUGGGAAGCGGGCCAGAUCGACUACAUGGGGGACGACUCCUUCGACAACAUCGAACGAAAGCUCGACUCGUUCCUAAAGUAGCAAGCUGGCGGGUCGGCGUGACGGACACCGAGACAACGCCGGUCAACGCGCUGUGUGGGCGGAGAUACUAAGCACUGCUCAGCCAAUCGCAGGGGCUUGACAAAGUCCUCUGUGCAGCGUUGAGCCUCACUCUCUGCAUUCUGGUGUGUGUGUGUGUGUGUGUGUGUGUGUGUGUGUGUGUGUGUGUGUGUGUGUGUGUGUGUGUGUGUGUGUGUGUGUGUGUGUGUGUGUGUGUGUGUGUGUGUGUGUGUGUGUGUGUGUGUGUGUGUGUGUGUGUGUGUGUGUGUGUGUGUGUGUGUGUGUGUGUGUGUGUGUGUGUGUGUGUGUGUGUGUGUGUGUGUGGAGGGGGGGUUUGACACAGUUCCCACGCACUCUUAACCUUCAAUUCUCCCCCUCAAAGGAUGUUUGAUAUUUAAGGAAAUACUCUUUAGCUCAGCAGCUAGUUUGCUUAGCAUUAAGAUCCAUUUGUGACCUCAACACUGUAUGUACGCAAAGCUAAAAUAAAGAGGCUUUAAAAAGUCCAAUCCUACAGAUGAAAAUGAUCUUUGCUGAAAGAUAAGAUCUGCCAUGGAAAAUUCUAUAUUUACAGACUGCUCUUCCUCUGGCUAAGUGUUUAAAGAUAACAAUGAGUGGAUGCUCUUCCCGUCCGCUGCACUUUGGCAGACUGAAGCAGUGCUUGUUAAGCAGGUUGCUUAAAUGAUGUAGUGUUGGUUCAAAGAUUGUUUUGACCCAGCAGACAUUUCAUAAAUACCUUCAGACUGUAAGCAUUUGUGUAAAUUCAACAAUUAUUUAAUGACAUGGUCCCUGUCCAUGAAUGCCAAGUGUAUUUCUCAAA
Molecule: messenger RNA, 2024 nt
Organism: Pungitius pungitius (ninespine stickleback)
Lineage: Eukaryota; Metazoa; Chordata; Actinopteri; Perciformes; Gasterosteidae
Gene: gyg1a
Product: glycogenin 1a
Exons: 7
Coding region: 170-1189 (339 amino acids)
Biological process (GO): glycogen biosynthetic process
Cellular component (GO): cytoplasm
Molecular function (GO): glycosyltransferase activity
Source: RefSeq, a predicted model, not a curated record